AUGAAAGACUCUGAUGCGCCGGCGCUGGUUCUCGCCGGGACAACUACGCCCGAGCAGAUCACCACCAAAAACACAUGGAAUACCAAGAACUUGAUAUCACGACUCGGCACUGACUUUCUUUCUGCUGCGAGCGCUGCUUCAAUGGUAGCGCCCAUCAUUGCCAUUAUCGACCGCUCCAUCAUGGAAAACGCUUCCGGCGCAAACACCCUCGCAAACUCUGUCAAAUCCUCCCUCCGAACCCUCUUCACCCGCCCUCACACAAUCCUCUUCUCCAAGCCUACAGCGCUCAUCUUCUGCCUCUACGGCGGGACAUAUCUCACCGCCAACGCCGUCGACACUUCGUUCUCGACAGUCAACAACAAGCCCGCCUCGAGCGUCACAGCCGGAACCACAAAGUUCGCUGCGUCCAGCGCCACAAACAUCGGAGUCUGUAUCUACAAGGACCAGGUCUUUGUGCGCAUGUUUGGCCCGCCUGGUGUUGUCCCUAGACCUGUCCCCCUCGCUUCAUACACUCUCUUUGCGCUGCGCGAUUGCUUGACCAUCUUUGCCUCGUUCAAUGUGCCGCCUUUGCUGGGACCGUAUCUGGAUAAGCGGUUUUCCGAGGAGAUGAAGAAGAGAGUCUCUGGACUCUAUGCAGCGCAGUUCAUGGCCCCUGCUAUGGUGCAGUUCAUUUCUACGCCUAUGCAUUUGUUCGGUCUAGACUUAUACAAUCGUCAAGCGACUGGACCUGGAGGAGCUGUCGUGACGAUGCGUGAUCGAUUAGAUCUUGUGCGGCGCAACUGGUUCAUCAGCUCUGUCGCGAGAAUAUGUCGAAUUGUCCCUGCUUUUGGAGUCGGCGGUGUAGUCAACAUGAAAGUUCGCAAGAACCUCAUGACCAAGCUGGAGUAG
Fusarium tjaetaba is the source of this 888-nucleotide messenger RNA. RefSeq lists its product as uncharacterized. The transcript is spliced from 2 exons. NCBI's taxonomy places the organism in Eukaryota, Fungi, Ascomycota, Sordariomycetes, Hypocreales, Nectriaceae. Bases 1 to 888 code for a protein of 295 amino acids. The record is from RefSeq and is a predicted model, not a curated record. Gene Ontology annotation, cellular component: mitochondrion.